Anneissia japonica is the source of this 710-nucleotide messenger RNA. RefSeq names its product sushi, von Willebrand factor type A, EGF and pentraxin domain-containing protein 1-like. Lineage: Eukaryota; Metazoa; Echinodermata; Crinoidea; Comatulida; Comatulidae. The record is from RefSeq and is a predicted model, not a curated record. The transcript has 4 exons. The annotation marks the transcript as partial.
AAGUGGAUGCAUGUGUGAUCAACCCGUGUAUCAAUGGCGGCACUUGUCAAGAUCAAGGAUCUCAAAGUUACACCUGUGACUGCACCGCCCUCUGGCGGGGAACCAAUUGUGAAACACCAACAGAUCGUUCCAGUUUAACAUAUGGAAUCUUCUUCCUUGGUAUAUUUGUUGGAAUUUUUGUAUUAUUUGCUGGAUUAAUUGGCUACAUGAAGAUUAAACAGAAAACAAUUGUAGACAAGAAAAGUAAGGACAGAAGAAAAGAUGUAUAUAUGGCAUAUAUGACAGACACUGGCAAUAACAAUCCAGUAUAUCAAGAUCUCCAACAUAUUAGGCCUAGGGAAACAGAUCCAAAUCCAGUAUAUCAUGAUAUUAGGGAAACAGUUGACGAUUACAUUACGCCUAUACCUCAAGACACAAAUGAAACAGAAACAGGUUACUGUACGUCUAUCGUCAUGACAGGAAAAUAAAAGAAAUUAUUUUAUCUUUAUUUAAUCUCAAUCUUUACACCACAUCAGUAUAGGAUAUGUGGCUUUGCGCUAAAAUGGUUCGAUAGCUUUCAUCACGAUAGGUUUCAGAGAGUCCAUUUUAGGGGCUCUUUUUCAUCCUGGGUACCUGUCUUGUCUGGAGUCCCCCAUGGAUCAGUGCUUGGACCAACUUGCCGUGCAUGAUGCCUGUAGAUUUGUCAGAGGGCAUUUUUUUUUUUUUUUAAA